Messenger RNA from Echinops telfairi (small Madagascar hedgehog), 3655 nucleotides. RefSeq names its product Scm polycomb group protein like 1 (gene SCML1). Lineage: Eukaryota; Metazoa; Chordata; Mammalia; Afrosoricida; Tenrecidae. The record is from RefSeq and is a predicted model, not a curated record. The coding region runs from base 596 to 1747 and encodes 383 amino acids. The transcript has 6 exons. Gene Ontology annotation, molecular function: protein binding.
UUGGGUUUCUGAGACUUUAAAUCUUUCCUGCUAGUAGACAGCCGCAUCUUGCUAAUCAUGUUACUUUGCCUAUUUAAUCAGUGUCAGACUAAUUCAGGGAAUUUUCCAUAGUGUAUUUUGAAACAAAGACAGCCACUGCGUAUGGUUACUUUAAAAUUAUUCUUAGAGUUCAUAAGUUCUUAGAUUAAAGAGUUCUAAUGAAAUGUAAUGACUACUUAUUUAUUUGUACCUGCGGCCUUAUUAAAAAUAAAACAGUCUUAAGGCAAUUUAGAGAUAAAUUUGCUAAGGACAGUAAGUCCUUAAGUGGUUUCACAUCUUGUCCACAUAGUGGCACUGUUGGAUUAUUUACAAUUUUAAAGCCAUGUAGUAUUUGGCACAUCUCUUGUGGUAGUUAGAAAGAUUUGCUUUCAAUGAGGCUCUGAUGCCAAAAUACUAGAAGCUUUUCAAACUCCGAAGUACAUAAUAGGUUAGCUUGAUAGAAAACAUUAUAUUGAUUAUAGUUGAGUUACUGAGAAAAGCGUUCUGCAAGUACAUCGUUUCAUUUCUUUGUGUGUUUUGUUGUUGUUGUUGUUGUUGUUGAAUAAAGAUCCCUUGAAUGUCUCAUAGGCCUUUGGAGCUUCCUGAACACACAAUUGAAGUCUUGAACUUUUCUUUCAAUUCUUUCAUCUUUCCUCUUAAUUCGUUAAUAAAUCUUCCUCAGAUACCAGUUUGGAAACCUUAUGAGGAAGAAGAUACUAUCCUAUAUGAACCAAACAAUGCAUUUUUCCAGAAAGUAAAUGCUGCUCCUGAGACAUCAAACAAUGAAGAGCAACAAAAGACACUUAAGGAUGUUCUUACCCACUGCCAGGUCAUACAUGAUGCUAUUCAAAACCUGGAUAAGAAAUUUGAUGUGAUUCAUGGAAAAGUUUCAAAAAUCCAGCGUCAUCGUGUAAAACCAUUAUGGCAAAAUCGGAAACCAUAUGGAUAUGUAUACAAAAAGUAUAAUCACCGCAUUUCUAAAAAAAUAAAACGACAGAAAAUGAAGAAGAAGGGGGCUCGUGCUGUAUUCAACCACCCUGAAAGUCAUGGCCUAGCUUUACCAAGGGCAGGCAAAAGAAAUGAUCCCCAGCCCACCUUUGUAGGUGAAGCAUUUCAGUUGGAUGCACCUGUUGAAAUAGAGCAGCCUGUCUCUGCUAUGCCGGAUCAAGGGUUCCUUCAGAAUUCACCGCCUGGCUCUGUCUACUCCGUACAGUCCUAUGGUUCAUUUUUUAUGCCAGAUGAUGCUGGUCCUUCCUUCAGGCCCUGCUUUCCCAGCCCGAGGGCACAUGACAGCAGCCAUAUCUUCUCGCCUACUCGGCCUACAGUCUCCCUGAGUGAUGAUAACUCAAUGUUACCCCAAGACGACUGUAGCCAGCAAAGCAACUCUGAUAUCAUGGAGAAUACAAACACCGGCCAUCAUACUCUAUGCAUUUCCAAUUUUGUUGCAAAUUCACCAGCGAAAUCUGACUUUAGUGACCCUAACCAAACCUAUGGUAAGGAUCCUUCGAUCUGGACUGUGGAGGAUGUGAUACGUUAUAUCAGAAAAGUCGAUCCUCAGAUAGCCCUCACCUUGAGCGAUGUCUUCAUACAACAUGAGAUCGAUGGGAGGGCUCUGCUGCUCCUGAAGAGUGACACGAUGAUGAAGUACAUGGGGCUGAAGCUGGGGACAGCCGUGAAGCUCUGCUACUACAUUGAGAGGCUUAAGCAAGACAAUUACCUCAACCACUGAGGCACUAUGUAAAUGUAGACUGGAUUGGUUUUGGGUUUACCUUAGAGUGAAAUCCUUUUGCUGCCUAAGCAGUUUUUGCUGUGCUAAGGUUCCUUUAAUAGGUUAUAUUCAGAAUUCUAGAACUACCUUUACAAUCCAGUCUACUUUGUUAAAAACCAUGUGUUAGUGCUGAAAUAGUCAAAUGGUCAGUUUAUUAUUUGUACCUUUUUAUUAUUUGCAGUUGUUCAGUUUACAUAUAUAUAUACUCCAUGUACCAAACAAGUUUGAUUUUGGUUCAUCUUGAUAUAUCGUUAUAUAUAUAAAACCAUCUUUUUGUAGAGAGCCAAAAUAACUAAAUCCCCAAAGGGAAAUGUCAGGGAUAGAAAACUUCUAUAAUUAAAGCCAUGAGAUUUUUUUUCUUAGAAGAAAAUUUAAAGGUGCGACUAUAGAUAUCCUCUCUUCCUUGAAUAGUUUAUCUGUUAUACUGCAGCGUUCUGCUCCUGUCCUGCCAUUUUGCCUUAGAUAGCCAUAGAAAUGAUUUUUCCCUAUUAUUACGUCUCUAUAUGUUGUAUUUAUUUCCCAUUUAAAACAAAUUUCAUUUAAAUUUAAAGAAACACUUUAAAGAUUUUAAAAAUCAGAAACCUUUAAAUUUCCAUGAUGUGUUCUUACCAGUUUUUGAUAAUUAUAAGAUAGAGUCAUUUUAUGUAGAGGAUCUUAUACUACAUGAGUGGAUUAGAUAGAGUCUAUGUUUUUUUCAAUACAUACCUAUACAUUUAAAACAUCCCCUACGUUGGGGAACUUGGACAUUUGUUUAUGAUACGUAUCUUACAUGACAAUGCCAAUGUCCAAAUUAAAAAUAUAUAUCUAUAUAUUUAUUACAUGUGUCUAUUCCUCAUAUAAUAUUUUACUAUAUUAACAUUUUAUUCUAUGCCUUUUACAUACAAGUAAAAUUUUCCUUUUUGAACUUAAAAUGUUACUUUGCACUGACACAGAGGGAUGCACUAUAGCUUUAGUUAGAUGUAAAAGAAAUCCUGUAAAGCAAUAUUUGCAUCCUGCCUACAAUAGUACAGUCUGCUAGUUGGAGCACAGCCUCUGAAGGUAGUGUGGGGUUCAAAUCCAGGCUCUGCUACUCAUGAGCCAGCAGCUAGGAGUACACUACUUCAUCUGCCCAUGCUUCAGUUUCCACACGAAACUGCGAGAAUUGCAAGAGCCACUGUGUCUUAAAACACCUAGAGCCCAGCGUGGCAGAUAGGGGGCGCUGAAGAACAGCAGAGAGCAUUUUCAAGAUCUGCCUUAAUUGAAAAUGUUCUGUCAUGUUUUAUGUUCUCUUAUAUAUUUUUUCAAAAAGGUAAAAAUGUGCAUCGUUUGCUAGCAUCAGUACCUCUCAGCUUAACUCUCAGGGGAUACAAAACAUUCAGUAGAUUGUUUUCAUACAGGAAAGUUCUCAUUCUGUGCAGUGUUUCUUGUUCACUUUUUAGUUCUGAGGCAAUUUUCCCCUAAAUUUUGAAUGCUUUUGUUAUAAAUCAUCUUUUCGGGCUUUCUUUGAAGAAUUACAAUUUACAAAAGAACUAUGUUCAUUGUUAUUAUUUUAUCAUCACAUUGCUGUUACUUUAUUACAUUAUUAUUAGUUUAUAUUAAUGGUUAAUAUCAUAUUUAUAAGAGUGAAUGCUAGAAAUAUCAGCCAUAAGUAUCAAUACAAUGUACAAGAAUGUACAUUUUCUUUUCAGAAAACCAAAUGUACUUUAUAUGCAAAUGAAAAUUCAACACUACAAUAUCCUUUAUGUUUUCUAAAAUAAGAGUCUAACUUAAAGUUAGUCUUUAUUCCAAUUGUAUGCCUAUUUAAUGCCUACUUGAACAUUCCUCAGGUGCUUAUACAAAUAUAUUUUGCUGUUUUCAGAUUUUUAAUCACAAUAAAGUUAAUCAAACACA